This is a messenger RNA of Scophthalmus maximus (turbot), 611 nucleotides long. It is a transcript of the gene uba52, whose product is annotated as ubiquitin A-52 residue ribosomal protein fusion product 1. The record is from RefSeq and is a predicted model, not a curated record. Gene Ontology annotation, biological process: modification-dependent protein catabolic process; protein ubiquitination; translation. Gene Ontology annotation, molecular function: ubiquitin protein ligase binding; structural constituent of ribosome; protein tag activity. Gene Ontology annotation, cellular component: nucleus; ribosome; cytoplasm. Lineage: Eukaryota; Metazoa; Chordata; Actinopteri; Pleuronectiformes; Scophthalmidae. Bases 140 to 436 code for a protein of 98 amino acids. The transcript has 5 exons.
UUAAAAACCGUGUUAAAAAAAAAAAAAUCCCUCCAGAUUUUACUGCCGAGGAUACUUAGCAGGAGGAAGUGACGUAGCUCGGCGUCAGCCUCUUCCGCUCUCUUUUCGUCGAGGCUCAGCUAACGGCCGGCCUGCAAACAUGCAGAUCUUCGUGAAGACGUUGACGGGGAAGACCAUCACCCUCGAGGUGGAGCCCAGCGACACGAUCGAAAAUGUCAAGGCUAAGAUCCAGGACAAGGAAGGAAUUCCCCCUGAUCAGCAGCGUCUGAUCUUCGCUGGCAAACAGCUGGAAGAUGGACGCACACUGUCAGACUACAACAUCCAGAAAGAAUCCACUCUGCAUCUGGUUCUGCGUCUGCGUGGUGGCAUCAUUGAGCCCUCACUGAGACAGCUGGCCCAGAAAUACAACUGCGACAAGAUGAUCUGCCGCAACUGAUCUGACCUUUUCUGAUACAGAUGCUAUGCCCGUCUGCACCCACGUGCUGUCAACUGCCGCAAGAAGAAGUGUGGACACACCAACAACCUUCGCCCCAAGAAGAAGCUGAAGUAGAUGCUUUUCACUCAAUUGGCUCUGUGUGCCAUUUUGUGUUAAAAUAAAUUUAAGAAAAUGA